AUGAACACGUAUUACAAUUUGCAAGUGAAAAGUCCAGUCUCAGCUCGUGCAGAAAUAAUUUUGCAAGUCCCACCAACAUGAAAUGUUUCACGAGUGAAAGAGCUUAUUCUCCAAUAUCAUCCUGAGUCUCCAUCAAUAAGAUGUCAACAGCUUAUCCAUAAAGGAAAUAUUUUGCAUAACAAUACACCUUUGUCAUCAAUUUUUGGUCAAGACCGUGACCAGAUCAUAUAUUUAGAUAUUCAACUAUUACCAAAUCCUCCAGAUCCAGAGAAAACAGGCUUUAAUUCUACUGCAUUUAAAGAAAGAGAAAUUGAGUACCUUCACAAGUAUGAUAUAGUCAAACAAAUCCUUAUUGACACCAAACAUGCAGAACAAAGCUCACAGCUUAUCCCAGAACAUUCAAUAUUAAACACCUUACCUUUAUGCCAUCCAGAUAUAGGGAAAAGGAUUAAACAUAUGAUGGAUAAUGAACAGCCUAGAAGAAUAAGGCUGCAAGGGGUGCCUUUGUCUGUGUAUUUUGAUAUACAAAUGCUGAUGAGAUGAAUUCUAUUUUUAUUUAUAACCCAAUUGUAUUUGGGAUCUAGUACAAAUUUAGACUAUUACUUGUUUAUUUUUGUUUUGUAUUUGGUUAAUGUUAGACUGAAAAUUGAAAAACAUAGAGAAAAACAGCUGCAGAGACUCCCAAGAGAAUAUUUAGCGUUUAUUAUGCCUGAAAAAUUCGGAACUGUACCAAGAGAUAUGGAUAAAGCGAAAAAGAUUUAUGUAAAAUGCUGGGAAACUCUAAGGAGCUUUGGGAUGAGCUUUUUACCAUGGUUUGAUCCAAAUGAUUAUGCACAGAUGAGGGCUAGAGCUUUAAAUGGAUAG
This is a messenger RNA of Blepharisma stoltei, 864 nucleotides long. The record is from the annotation of a GenBank genome assembly. NCBI's taxonomy places the organism in Eukaryota, Ciliophora, Heterotrichea, Heterotrichida, Blepharismidae.